CAUCAACAGGCGUCACCACGUUAGAAGCAGUAUGGCAGCUCCCAUGAGCAGUGCGGGGAAACCCUCAGCCGAGCGUUCACCGUUCAAUACUACGAGUUUUCAGAAGAAAACAAGGAGCAGGUUAAUCUCCAUACCUGGUACCAGACCGUCGGUUCAAAAUGGACAGCUCUUAGUUUCCACCGGUGUCACGUCUCUCGACUAUCUGCUCGGUGGUGGCUUAGCAGUUGGAACAGUACUUCUUAUAGAGGAGGACCGAUAUGACAGCUAUUCCCGUAUGAUCUUGAAGUACUUCCUGGCAGAAGGAGUGGUGUGUCGACAUGAACUUUUUGUGGCGGCGGCUCAUGAUAACCCAGAUGACAUCUUACAGGAACUCCCGGCUCCCAUCUUAGAUGAUGUUGCUAUCCAUAAACCAGUGGAGCAGCCCAGGCUGUCUUGUGAACCUCAGGACAGUUUGGAUGCCAUGAAGAUUGCCUGGCGCUAUCAGAAUCUUCCAAAAGUACAGAGUGCCUUGGCAUCCUCAUCCCGGUUCGGGCACUACUAUGACGUCUCCAAGACGAUGGAGCCAGAAAUCCGCCAGGCAGCCAAGUGCCACCGCUUCUACCUUCCCGAACAUCCCACCCAGUCAUCACCCACACACAGUACCAUGCUUCAGUCCUACUCUGCGUUGCUGAAGUCACUUCAAGAGGUCAUUCACCGGGAGGGCUUUGAAGUAGCAGCCCCCAUGUCAAAGUCACGUAACAUCCUGCGAAUCGGGCUUCACUCUCUUGGCUCGGUACUGUGGGGUGAUGACCUGUGUUGCCAUGACAACCCCAGUAACAGCCAUGCCCUCACUACCUUUCUCUAUGGACUGCGUGCUUUGCUAAGGUCAUCGCUGUCAGUUGCAGUAGUAACUGUGCCUUCACAUCUCAUCCAGGACAGAGCUCUAAUGGGCAGCAUAACCAGGCUAUGUGACAAUGCCAUAGCCCUGGAAUCAUUCAAAGGCUCUGAGAGAGAGACCAACCCACUCUACAAAGAUUACCAUGGCCUGCUGUAUGUACGCCAAGUUCCUCACCUGAACUGUCUGGCGAGUAAACUUCCUGACCACAAGGACCUGGCCUUCAAGCUCAAAAGAAAACAGUUCACUAUUGAGGCACCAUGUCACUCCAGGGGCGGACCAGCACUCUUUGGCUGUGCCCAAGUCCGUAACACCAACUAACCCCCCCUUCCUACCCACCACCACAAGGGUCAAUGUGCCCUCGCCCCCUCACCCUACAACGCCCAAGGUCCAUACCAACACUGCCCUCCAAAGAGAAACAAAACCGAACUGAAAAGAGACAAAAUGGCCUCACGCUGCUUCCCCUGUCAAAGCUCUUGACAGGCCUGAGCGGGGGCCCCCAGAGGAGGGUUCAGUUGAAGAUGAUGACGACGGAGAUAACAAGUCAAGUUGUUGUGUUACAGCACAGUUACACUUUGGCCCUUGUUUGUCCAUUUGGUUAUUCAGAAGCAUCGCAGAGCUAACUGAUUCCCAUGCAUCUCAUGUUUAGUAACAUGACAGAUACUAUCAAAUGCUGUUUUACAUCAGUCUUUGGAGCGUGAAGGGUAAGUGAGGAGCUAGUUAUUCAAGAGAACAGGAAUAAACAUUCCAUUAGGUAUUAAAAAACCUUGAAAUAUUGUCAGCUAAUCAAUUUCCUGUUUGGACAUGCUCACUUCUAAUGAAAUUCAGUCAGUUAUUCGUCCCUUCCCAUUCUUCCAGUGUUUGGGAAUAUAAUUACACUCAAAAUGCUUACUCAUCCUUCUGCCUGCCUGCUGCCUACUCUGUCAGAUGCAUUAGCCAUGAAGCAGAAGAGAUGAGGAACCUGUGUAUGUAUCUGUCUAUCUGUCAGUCCACCUGAAUGUCUGUAUGCCUGCCUCUCAGAUUAUCCUGGAUCAGGCAGCAGGUGACAUGGCGAGCAGGUGACCGUCACCCAAUUACCAAAAGGAAAUUUGAGAUGAGCUUCAGUGUAGUUUGCAUUUGUUUCUUUCUUCUCCUGUCUCCUUUAUACUCUUUUUAAGCCACUAUUCAACUUGUUCACUUUUAGUUUUUUGAACAGCGUGUAUGUCAACAGAAGAGUGUAGAGUUGGAAAAUGUACCCAUUCUUACAUGUUAUGUGAAAUUUUAAAAUGUUAUACUUAAUGGCUGAAAUAGUUGGAUAUGUUUAAAGUUAAGUUCCUUAAUUACCAACAUUACAAGCUACUAAUAGUGAGGGCUGCAGGGAGAAGUACCAUAAUACCCUGACAGAAAAUACAUUUAUUGAUUGAUUAAUUUGGAAAAAAAAAGAACUACAUUAGUGAGGAACAAUGAGGAAAGGUGAAUGACAAAGCAUUUCUCUAAAAAUGACGAAGUCUGAAGGGAUAAAACUUCUCUAAUCAACAGGUUAUUCUUAGGGCAAGGUCAGGGAUCGUGUUGCACUCUUUGUUACAACAAAAGAAGAGGAAGGAAGAGCUUCUUCUUAGCUUUUGUUAGGUGCAGGUGGGCUAGAAUUACCGACGUAAUGGGAUUUAUGCUGGGUUGUUUCUGCAUUUUUUCUGGCAAGGUAGCGGAGGUAUUCUCUAAAAUUUCCAGCGCAAAUGUGAUGAUAGUUUGCUUCUCCAAUAGAGAAGCACAUCACCUCAUUAUGUGGGGUUUGCUGUGCUAAUACUAGUUCCUAUAGGUCCAGCAAAUGAUUUCCCACACAAUGCAGUGUAACUUUAGAGGUGUGAGGGAUUACGGCACUGGGAGGUGAUUUAGCAUGGUUUAGUGACUGGAUAGACCAGCAAGUCUGGGAAAUUUCUACCAAUUUCAUUCUACUACCAUUUUGACCCUUGGCUGGUUGUAGAAAUGGGACUGCAAAUGGAGGACAUUGACCUGGAGUCAUGGACAGACGUCCACAUUAGUUUACAGUGACUGCACUGAGCUCAGGGAAAUGGAAUUGGCAAAAGGUAUCACCUCUAAUGUGACCACUGUCCAUGAAUACUGGACUCGUGGUGGUAUAUCAAACUGUAAUUUUAAGAAAAACUUGGUGUGUUGUUCUGCAUCAGUACAAUAACUGGAAUUUUGUAUUCACGCAUGGCAGCAUAUUGCCAGAUUGCUUAGUUGACAUUUCUUCUGUGAUUGUAAUGACUUCAGCUUAGUGAUACAAUGUUCAGUUUCUCUCAUUUGACUGACUUAAUAGAGCUUAUGAUAUGCUGACCAAAUUACAACAAUGAUUGUGUUAAGUAGGUGUUUAUGGUAAAUAUAUCGUGUCACUUCCAUGAGCAUGUUCCAGCAUCAGCUUAUCUGAUUGGAACAGCCAGACCAGUCGUCAUGUGUUCCAACAAGGUGUUGGGUUUCCCAUAGUUCUAAGCUGUACAGUGACACGGGCCAUUUGAAAGUGUGGCUAAAACCCUAUGGAAGAAAUGACUCGUUAAAUUAGAACCUAAUACUCCAGUCAUUAGCAAGCCGUUACCACCAGUGGAAUGCCUUUGAUGGUGCUGCUUUGUGUUAGUAGGUCCAGUUUAAGCUCCAGUUCGUGCAUUUGGAUCUUGGAAUAUUAUGCUCUUACAUAACAUUGUAAUACUCACAACCAAAACAUAACAAAAAACCUUAAAAACUGGGAUUUGGUGCCUUUUCUGAGCCGUAAAAUGCUGAUAUGAUAUCCGCAAACAACCACUGGUGUAUGUAGAGAUUGUGAGCGACCAGUUGCGAGCAGCAUAAAACAGCAUAUUCCUUAAGAGCCGGGUCUUUGGGGUGUUUAGUAAGCCGAUGGGAAUUGUCCAUUGUGGGGUGAUAUUAGUAACCCUCUUAGGCAAAGCUAGUCUGUGGGCCGGCCCUGAGGGCUCAUUUCAAGUGCUUAGCGCUCGUUUGGAGCUUUGUCACCCCUCACCCUGUUGCCAGCAUGGCCCCAGCCCCUCUGGCUGUGGAGCGGAGCUGAACCACGGACCUUUACCCCUGCCCGCCACCAGGGAGGGAACACUGACAACACAACUCUAACACACAGUACUCGCACCAACAUUGUGGCACAAAUCCAUUUUCACAACCCCCCCCCCGCACCAGUGCACCACAACCAAUGGUC
This is a messenger RNA of Dicentrarchus labrax (European seabass), 4049 nucleotides long. RefSeq names its product elongator acetyltransferase complex subunit 4 (gene elp4). The transcript has 10 exons. Bases 32 to 1195 code for a protein of 387 amino acids. Gene Ontology annotation, cellular component: cytoplasm; elongator holoenzyme complex; transcription elongation factor complex. Gene Ontology annotation, biological process: tRNA wobble uridine modification. The record is from RefSeq and is a predicted model, not a curated record. Lineage: Eukaryota; Metazoa; Chordata; Actinopteri; Moronidae.